Molecule: messenger RNA, 1509 nt
Organism: Beauveria bassiana ARSEF 2860
Lineage: Eukaryota; Fungi; Ascomycota; Sordariomycetes; Hypocreales; Cordycipitaceae
Product: phosphotransferase family protein
Exons: 2
Coding region: 1-1509 (502 amino acids)
Source: RefSeq, a predicted model, not a curated record
AUGACUCCAGUACUUGGGAUCCAGACGUUUGAAGAAGCCAAAAACAAGGAUUUUAACUGUUUGGAGCGCCAUGAAAAUGUAUUGUCCAAUCAAGGGUUUCUGUCAAAGCUAUGGGGCUAUCGCGAUGUUCUUGCCGGUAUCCCGAAGCAUCACCUCGGGUUGGAGGAAGAGGCAAGCUGUCGCGUUUUUGCCCCAAGUGAGUGGAUGAGCGGAAGCUUCAAUAUCUGCAUUCCCAUUGAGGUCAAGUCGCGCAGCUUCAGUGGUCAAGUCAUCGUCCGGUGUCCAUUGCCAUCGAAGCUUGCGGAAUCUCGAUAUCCCGGAACCGUUGAUGAGAAGAUGAGCACAGAGAUAGCAUCAUAUGUGUUCAUGCAGAAGGAAUGCCCUGGAAUUCGCAUACCACGCCUUCACGGGUUUGCUUUUGGCAACGUACAGUGCACUCACCAACAACACUUGUCCCUCUACCGCCGAAUUAUCCACAGUUCUGAGCAGUGGAUCCGUAGGAUUCUUCGGCUCGAUCCCCUUUCACAAUACGCUCCGCAUAAGAGCGCAAUAGCUGUUCCGACACAAUACCUCCUACUCGAAUAUAUCCGACCUGAAACAGGGAGAGUGCUCUCCGAAAGCUGGGAAGAACACAACCAUGAUCCUGCUCAUCGUCGAGCACUGUUUCGCGGUAUAGCUCAUACUAUCCUGAGCCUCGCUAAAGUCCCACAGCCACGCAUUGGGUCUUUCCACUUCAACGACAAUUGUACGAUAGCCCUGAAGAAUCGACCGCUUCUUACCGCCGAGAUCAUACUCGAGAGCGAGGGCAUCCCAAGGUCUAUAGAACCGGGGCAGACGUAUGACUGUACCGAGCCAUUUGUUUCCGAUCUAAUUUCGCUCCAUGAUAAUCGUCUUCGGUACGAUCGGAGCGCAGCGGAUGAUGAAGUUGACUGCCGCAGCCAGAUGGCUAUAAGGGCACUAUUGAGGACAAUCUCACAUCACUUUACCCAACAUGAAUACCGCCGUGGCCCAUUCCUCUUACAAUUUACGGAUUUCCACCAAAGCAACGUGAUUGUGGACGAAGAUUGGAAUAUUCAGUGUCUUAUUGAUUUAGAAUGGCUGUGUGCUCUGCCCGUGGAGUCAUUGCGUGUUCCGUACUGGCUUACAGGACGUGGCAUCGACGAGCUGAUAGGCGAUCACUUGACGGAAUAUGAGGCUCUCAGACGGGAGUUCAUGGUUGUCUUUGAGGAGGAAUUAUCCGGCGUGAGGCUCGCGUGGCCACUGACGCGGAUCAUGCAGGAAUCGUGGGACUCCAAGGCUGUCUGGUUUUGGUCUUGCCUAUUUUUCGUGAAUGCUGCUUUCUUCUUGAUAACAGACCACCUGUGCCCAAAAUAUACAUCGCGUCUAUCGGAAGCAGUCGAGGAAAUGCUGUCUAGUCUCUGGAGCGACGACACGGCUGGAUUCAUUGAAAAGAAGGUUCGCGACUAUGCUACCUAUUCGAGCGAGCUCAGUCGAUUUUAUGCGCAAUGA